Molecule: messenger RNA, 753 nt
Organism: Leishmania major strain Friedlin
Lineage: Eukaryota; Euglenozoa; Kinetoplastea; Trypanosomatida; Trypanosomatidae
Product: putative dynein-light chain-protein
Exons: 1
Coding region: 1-753 (250 amino acids)
Biological process (GO): microtubule-based movement
Cellular component (GO): cytoplasmic dynein complex; cytoplasm
Molecular function (GO): dynein intermediate chain binding
Source: RefSeq, a predicted model, not a curated record
AUGGCUGACCAUAGCUCCGAGAACUCGACGGCGGCGGGGACCUUAAACAGUGAUCUAGAUGCCACGCGCCCCGGCGCCGACGCCGCCACGCUCGGGGGCAGCUCCGGCGCUGACGAGACGUCCAAGAAUGUGACGACAAGUGGGCAGGACGUGUCCGAAGACCAGCAAGGAUCGACCGCUGCAGGCGAGGCGGACGGUGCGAAUGGCGAGGCAGCGGUGAGCGCCGAAAAGGCGACGACCGCCAACACCGACAACAACGGCAGCGACAGCCAAGAAGAUGGCGAAGCGGACGAGGACGAGGAAGAGGACGACGCCGGGCACUGGGAGCGCGUUGCGGCGAGCGAUGUCAAGAACAUCAUCUUGCAAGUGUUGAGCCCAUACUUCGACGACGACGUCGGCGGUGGCGCCGCUGCAGCCCCUGGUGGUGAUUUGGCCUCUAUGCCGUCUGCAUUGGGACCUUCGGCGCCGGCAAUCGAAGAAGACCGCGACGGUGACGACACAGCGCAACGCUACGAUCAUUUCAAGGCCGAAGAGUGGGUGGCGCUGGUGUGCGACGGCAUCAUGGAGCGCCUGGUCGCCCUUGGAAAACCGUUCAAGUUUGUCGUGCACGCAAUGGUGAUGCGCAAGUGCGGGGCAGGUGUGCACGUGUGCUCUAGCUGCUAUUAUGCCCCUAUGGAUGGUUGGCUGAGCCACGCCCACGACCUCUCUGCGCACCUCUACGUGGUUGUAACGGUGUACUGGUGCGCAGUGUAG